AUGACACAAUUACCAUAUGCUAUCGAUGCCGAAACCCCUCUGAGCCCAUCAGAGCUCGGAGUGCUCAGGGCACAGUAUGAGAAGGAGGGCGAGAUGGUGGGAGUGCAAACAAAGUUCAACUAUGCCUGGGGCCUUGUCAAGUCGAACGUACGCUCUGAGCAACACCUCGGCGUGAUGCUCCUCUCAGAAAUCUUCCGAACGUCCCCAGAACGCCGUCGCGAGUGCCUCUACUAUCUCGCUCUCGGAAACUACAAGCUCGGCAACUACGGCGAGGCGCGAAGAUACAACGACCUCCUUAUCGAAAAGGAACCUGCCAACCUUCAAGCUUCGAAUUUGCGCACGUUGAUCGACGACAAGGUGGCCAAGGAAGGGUUGAUGGGCGUGGCCAUCGUGAGCGGGGUGGCAGUUGCCGCGGGUAUUAUUGGAGGUGUGCUGCUCAGAAACCUGGGGAGGAAGAGAUAA
Podospora anserina S mat+ is the source of this 462-nucleotide messenger RNA. RefSeq lists its product as uncharacterized. Gene Ontology annotation, molecular function: protein binding. The coding region runs from base 1 to 462 and encodes 153 amino acids. Gene Ontology annotation, biological process: autophagy of mitochondrion; mitochondrial fission; peroxisome fission. The transcript has 4 exons. The record is from RefSeq and is a predicted model, not a curated record. Gene Ontology annotation, cellular component: mitochondrial outer membrane; peroxisomal membrane. NCBI's taxonomy places the organism in Eukaryota, Fungi, Ascomycota, Sordariomycetes, Sordariales, Podosporaceae.